AAUGCCAUUGGCCAGAGAUUUUUUACAUCCCAGUCCCAUCGAGGAGAAAAGGAAACACAAGCUGAAGAGGCUUGUGCAGAAGCCCAAUAGUUAUUUUAUGGAUGUCAAAUGUCCGGGCUGUUAUGCCAUCAAAACUAUAUUUUCCCAUGCCCAAAGGCCAGUAGAAUGUGACGGAUGCCGUACGAUACUUUGCACACCGACGGGUGGAAAAGCAAGACUAACGGAAGGAUGCUCUUUUAGAAGAAAAGUCCAAUGUUAAUUUUACGUGAUGUAUUUAAUGCUUCUCUUUAUAUUCGAUAAAUAAAUACCAUCACAUUAUAACA
This is a messenger RNA of Formica exsecta, 323 nucleotides long. It is a transcript of the gene RpS27, whose product is annotated as 40S ribosomal protein S27. The record is from RefSeq and is a predicted model, not a curated record. Gene Ontology annotation, molecular function: RNA binding; structural constituent of ribosome. Gene Ontology annotation, biological process: ribosomal small subunit assembly; translation. Bases 2 to 259 code for a protein of 85 amino acids. The transcript has a single exon. Gene Ontology annotation, cellular component: ribosome; cytosolic small ribosomal subunit. Lineage: Eukaryota; Metazoa; Arthropoda; Insecta; Hymenoptera; Formicidae.